This is a messenger RNA of Caenorhabditis bovis, 255 nucleotides long. The record is from the annotation of a GenBank genome assembly. NCBI's taxonomy places the organism in Eukaryota, Metazoa, Nematoda, Chromadorea, Rhabditida, Rhabditidae.
AUGCAUUUCUUCCGCAUUCUCGUUCUCGCUUAUUUGGUCACGUUCGCGACAUCGAAGAUUAUCUUGACAACCUGCGCCAGAAUGAACACGCCGAUUUUGAGCAAAGCCGCACAGGGUCUCUGCAUCACCAGCUGUAGUACCCAGAAUUGUGGAACGGGAACCUGCAAAAAACGCAAAGGCCGUCCGGUUUGCGUGUGCUCUCGAUGCGCCAAAGGAGGAAAUGUUCCCCUCGGAUCUGUCAUUUCAAAAGGAUAA